AUGCCCUCACCUCUGUUACACACCACGAACCCCCUAUGGUUUCCUGCUGGAGCAGCAGAUGGUUUCGAGGGCAUCCCAAUAUCUAAUGCUAUUCAUUAUGGUCACCUCGCUGCCUGUUCAGCAUACUUUCUUUCCGUAGCCACUGGCUUUAACGCUGGUGGAUCUGUGGCUCUUCUUGAUCUUUCUAGACCCGGUCGGUAUGAAAGCGAUAUGUACCAUCGAACUCAGUGCCAUUCAAAUUCGGUGACUGAUUUGGAGUGGCGUGGUGAUGUUCUCGCCACUUCCUCCCUUGACAGAACGGUUAAAUUGUGGCGAGUUCAGAGUCAAGGCAAUGCGUCUAUGCUAAUGCAUAGUAAAACUUUGGAUCACAAAGAUCGCGUUGUCAGUGUCGCUUGGUGUCCAACAGAAGGUGGUGUCGUAGCUACCGCUCUCUAUGGUAAAAAAGUUCUCGUUUGGAACGUUGAGAGCGGUAAGGUGCAGAGCGUGCAUAUGGGCAGUUCUGGGAGCCAUUGUGUCUGUUGGUCUUCCAAUGGAUGCAUAGCUGUAGCAUCCAGAGACAAAAAACUUUGCAUUUUCGACGCAGAACACGGGGAGAAAAAGCCAGUUGUUUCAAUGAUCUGCCACCAAGGAUCGAAACCAUGGAAAACCGCCUUCUUGGACGAUUCCACCUUGGUGACUGUGGGAUUUGGACAGGAGGGUAGCAAAGAGCUAGCUACUUGGGACCUGAAAAACCCAUCCAGCCCUGUCGAUCGCAUUCGUUGCAACCAAUCAUCGGGUAGCGUCAUUAUGAAUUAUUACCAAGGCAACCGGUUUUUGUUUCUUUCUGGUCGGGGUGACAACGGGAUUCAAGUGUAUAAAUAUGAAAAUCAAAGAAUGGACAUAGUUGGUCAGUUUCAAAGUCCGCAUCCCUAUCGCGACAUUUGCUGGAUGAAACAGGAGUACCUGGAUUCCAAAUCCCAGGAAAUUGGUCGCUGUUUUCGCCUCUUUCAGCCAGACACUGCAGUGGUUCUAUCCACCGGCAGCCGACGGCGAAGUAGCCUUUUCUCAACCAACCUUUGCCAACAGGAUUUUGGUGGUCCUUUUAGCUUGAGUAAUGGACACGCGCGCAGGAAAUUAUCAGCACCACUGAUAGAACCACUCAGUAUUCGACUACAGGAGUGUGAUAAUGAUGACGAGGAAGGGGAAGUCGAGGAAACUGAAACUGUAAAAGAGAGAGGCUUGGUCGCCAUUCACGGUUCCAAAUUUUGCGAACACGAAGUUGUUGGAGUAUUGAAAAGGCCAAGAAUUAUGUCCUCGUCUGCACAACACCACCCAGAUUGUUGCAAAUACAUCAAUCGAGUGAUGUUUGAUCAGUGUCUUGCCAAUAUGCACGAUAAAACAAAUAAGAACCACCUCUGUCAAAAUACUACUCACAGCGUUUUCAGUAAAGCAGAAGAAAGUCUGCAAAAACCCCCAUCCAUUCCCCCGAAACCAAGGGCAAAACGGAUCUGGGAUAGUUGGAAGGCGAUUCCGGAGGUUGUUCAUGAUCGAUUAAACCGAAUGUUGGAGAAAAAUUCUGCGAGUUCGAAAAUGAAAGAAAAUGACGCGAACGGAUAUUCCGAUAAGAGAGAACAGUCUGAUGAUGAAAUACUUUAUGUAACAUCUGCUUUUAACCGCAAAAGGACAAGCGUGGAUGUGAAUUCAAGCAUGGAUGGGAAACGCGCUCAAGAAACCGAUGAUGAGGAUGGGUAUGCCACUUGUUCUGUCUCUGAUUUGGUGGCCGUGUUUGAAGCCAAGGCUGCUCAGAUUGCUGCGAUGGAAUCGGUCAGUGUCGGCUCUGAGUCGCUAUCACAUCCACGGAUCGAGGCGACUCCCACGCUGCCUUUGGUGAUGCCGCCUGUGACGCAGGCAGCGGAGAUAAUCGUACUAGAAAAAGACUCAAAUCACCAAGUUUGUACACCUCAGCCUUCAAUGAAAAGAGCCUCUCAUCUGGUAGACUCCUUUAUGUAUGUUAUUGGAAUGAGUUGGGAGGUAGAUCAGAUUUACCAGCCUAAACCACUGAACCGAAUGUACACCAAUUCAAGCCAUCAGCGAUGGUCCAUCCCUCAUUCCAUUGGUAUACAAAUGUCACCAGCGUUACGCUACAUGCAGCGAUCACAACGAACUUCGGUGCAUCUCCCACGAUCCACCUUACAACCGAAUAAUGAAGCGACCACUGAUGGUAGUGCAAGACGUCCGUCACUACAUAUUCCCGUAUCCGAUAGCCGAGAACGCUUACACGAUGAUGCAGCAGAUUCCGUAAGUCCCGACUAUAAAACUGGCACCCAUAAUAACUAUAAUCCUCGGCUUCUUUGGCUUGUAAUUUAUGGAGCUCCUGUCGAACUCAUUACCGUUCCAACCGACCCUCAGACGUGCCUUUCGUCAAGGCCUACCCCGGCUAAUACAUACGCGACUGGGGUCGGUGCUCUCCAGAAGUGGGAUGCGGACGAGAAAUUGUCCUAUUUGAGAUCAUCGAAGGAAGCAGGCGAGGCAGCAGAGAUGCAGACCUCUCUAGAGCGGAUGUCCAUACAGCUAAUUCCAGUGGUUGCACCUGUCAAACCAUCAAGAUUGUCACUUUUGGAUGAAUUUCGUCUCCUCAAAACCCAAAAAUUCUCUCCUUCCCUUCAGAAUGCGAAGCACAAGCCGUCCGUCACCCUCAGUCGUUCGGCCACCUUCACUCCUUCCUAUUCAUCAUUUAUCGAGCCAAGACGAUGUCGCCGCGACCAAGGCGUCAUGUUCUCUAACCCAGCGAGUCGCCAUCCAUGCAGUCAGGCGUCGAUUCAGACUUCGUGCAAGUUUUAUGAAGGCUAUGCAAAGUAUUUGAGAGAUUUGGAGUCGACGGUUCGAAGGUGGUGCAGUGAUUGUGCUCCCGAUACUACGCAACCCGAAUCGAUGGGUGUUCGGAAGAGCAGAGGUUGUGAAUUCAAUUCCGAGUCAGAGAUGGAGAAGUCGACAACCUACGUCCAGUAUGUCGCACUACCUUCUCCAAGAAAAGUGAAAGGGAAGGACUCAUCGCAAGUUGGGUUAUUUGAUGAGCCGCGCUCUGAUUGUGAUGAGACCUGCGUGGGGACAAUGACAGACGCUGACAGUGAUGCUCUCAGUAGUACUUAUAGUGCGUCUGUGACAAAUUAA
Hydatigera taeniaeformis is the source of this 3150-nucleotide messenger RNA. NCBI's taxonomy places the organism in Eukaryota, Metazoa, Platyhelminthes, Cestoda, Cyclophyllidea, Taeniidae. The record is from the annotation of a GenBank genome assembly.